Triticum turgidum subsp. durum (durum wheat) is the source of this 1653-nucleotide messenger RNA. The record is from the annotation of a GenBank genome assembly. NCBI's taxonomy places the organism in Eukaryota, Viridiplantae, Streptophyta, Magnoliopsida, Poales, Poaceae.
AUGGCGCUCUACCUGCUCUUCGAGUCGGCGUCGGGGUACGCGCUCUUCCACGCCCAUGGCAUCGACGAGAUCGGGCAGAGCGUGGACGCCGUCCGCUCCACCGUGCUGGACCUCAAGCGCUUCAGCAAGGCCGUCAAGCUCGCCGGCUUCACCCCCUUCCUCUCCGCCGUCGACGCCCUCAACCAGUGCAACGCCAUCUCCGAAGGGAUCAUGACCGACGAGCUGAGGACCUUCCUGGAGCUCAACCUGCCCAAGGUCAAGGAGGGGAAGAAGGCCAAGUUCAGGGUCGGCGUCAUGGAGCCCAAGGUCGGGUCCCACAUCACCGAGGCCACCGGAAUCCCCUGCGAGUCCAACGACUAUGUCCAGGAACUGCUCCGUGCCGUGCGGCUGCACUUUGAUCAGUUCAUUGACCAACUCAAGCCAUCUGACCUGGAGAAGGCUCAGUUAGGUCUGGGGCAUAGCUAUAGCAGGGCAAAGGUCAAGUUCAAUGUGAAUCGUGUGGAUAACAUGGUGAUUCAAGCCAUCUUUCUGUUGGAUACACUUGAUAAGGAUGUCAAUUCCUUCUCCAUGAGAGUGAGGGAGUGGUAUGGAUGGCAUUUUCCUGAGCUGGUCAAAAUUGUGAAUGACAACUACCUUUAUGCUAAGCUUGCCAAGUUUGUAGUAAACAAAUCUGAUUUGUCUGAGAAAGACAUUCCAGCUUUAGCAGAUCUGAUUGGAGAUGAGGACAAGGCAAAAGAAAUUGUUGAAGCAGCAAAGGCAUCUAUGGGCCAGGACCUUUCACCAGUUGAUUUGAUCAAUGUCCAACAGUUUGCUCAAAGGGUCAUGAAUCUAUCUGAGUACCGUAAAAAUCUCUACGAAUAUCUGGUGACAAAGAUGAAUGAUAUUGCACCAAAUCUGACGUCAUUGAUUGGUGAAAUGGUUGGAGCUCGGUUAAUCUCUCAUGCUGGCAGUCUUUCAAAUCUUGCAAAAUGUCCUGCCUCCACUCUCCAGAUACUAGGUGCUGAGAAGGCGCUCUUCAGAGCUCUUAAAACGCGUGGAAACACACCGAAGUAUGGCCUCAUAUUCCACUCAUCUUUUAUUGGUCGUGCAUCGACCAAGAACAAGGGAAGAAUGGCUAGAUACCUGGCAAACAAAUGCUCAAUUGCUUCACGCAUUGACUGUUAUUCAGAUAUGAGUAGCUCGAUUUUCGGUGAGAAACUGCGUGAACAAGUGGAGGAGAGAUUAGACUUUUAUGACAAGGGUGUUGCACCACGCAAGAACCUUGAUGUAAUGAAAGCUGCAAUUGAGGAGGGUAUGACCAACGCAGUCUCAGAGGGUAAGGACAAGGAGAAGGAGAACGGUGACACGACUGCCAAGAAAAGUAAGAAAAAGAAGUCCAAAUCUGAGGCUGAUGGUGACGCCAUGGAUCUUGAUAAGCCUGCCAACACGGCCGCAGCAGAGGAAGGGACAGAGAAGAAGAAAAAGAAAAAGAAGCACAAGCUAGAGAAGCCCCAGGAUCAAGAGAUGGCGGCAGCCAAUGUCGACGGCGAGCAAGACGGGACUCCCAAGAAAAAGAAAAAGAAGAACCGUGACGCUGCAGAGUCUGUCGAGCCUAAGACGGCCACAGAAGGGAAGAAGAAGAAAAAGAAGUCGAAAACCGAGGCCGAUGACUAG